UAUAAAAAGUAAAAUUAAAAAGCUAAAUAACUUUAAACCUAAAAUUUAAAAUUAAAUAAAGAUUUUUGUUAGGUAACUUAAGGUUUUAUCUCUUCCAUGUAAGUCAUGUCACUCGUGUCCCUUAAUUUAUAAAUAUCAAUUUUACCCAUUUGAAAAUAUUUCUUAUAAAUUGUAAAGAUUAUAAAUUUAUAAAAUAAUUGAUUUACAUGAAGCUAAAUGUAUGUGUUUAAUGUUUAUUUAAUUUUUUUUUUAUUGGUGGAAACCUGUGUCAAGAUAGGCCACUGGGUGUCUGGUGGUACAGUAGUGGGUUAUUUUUGUAUAUUUUUGAGUUGGUAGGGUUGUAACACAUGGUAUUGUGCAUGUGUGCCAAGUAUUGUUGCUAAAAACUUGGGAGGUCAUCCAUCCGGGAGCUAGUGACGCAGGGUUCAAUGCAGCUUCAGCACUCUUACAUGAUUGCUGUCAACCCUUGCAGCACACCAUGGCACAUUUUUAUGACUUCUCCAAUAGUGCCUUUCCGAGAGACUGUUGUGGUGCCUCCUAAAGUGGACAUGGCUCAUGAAAUUGUUGAAACCCAGAAUCAAAAAAAUGAAACUGAAGAAAAUGAAACUGGUCUUUUGAAUGUUUAUACUUCAAAUCAUUUGUGUUGUAUUAAAAUUCGAGCGGAACCUUUGCCAAUAGCUGUUACAAAUCUGCUAGAGAAAUCAACGGACAUUUUAAGAGCUUUGUCAGAACAAAAAACUGAAAAUAUUUCGGACGCAUUAGAACGUUUGACAGUUGAAGAUAGUGUUUCUAAAAAUAUUAGAAUUGCUAUAGAUACCUUUCGGUCCCAAUUACAAGAAGCGCUCGGAAAUACCAUGGAUGUGUCUCAAAUUUGGGCUUUUGGACCUAGAAAAUGUGGUCCAAAUAUCUUAUUGAAUAAAAUUCCAAAUUACACAAGGUCAGUGUGGAAUCCAAAAGACAAUGUGAACGAUUUGACAAAGUACGAAAAUAGUUUUAUGAAUGGUUUUCAAAUAGCAACUUUAGCCGGUCCUCUAUGUGAAGAACCAAUGACGGGAGUAUGUUUUGUAGUCGAAGAUUGGACAGUUGAUGUCUCACAACAAACUUCUUGUGAUCCUUAUGGACCAAUGUCUGGGCAAAUCAUGUCAGCUGUGAAAGACGGAUGUCGAAAAGCUUUCCAAGCCCAACCACAAAGACUUAUGGCUGCCAUGUACUCUUGUUCUAUUCAAGCCAAUGCCGAAAUUUUAGGUAAAAUGUAUGCAGUUUUGGGAAGACGUCAUGGUCGAGUUAUAAGUUCUGAUAUGGCGCAUGGUUCAGCAUCCACUUUCAAUAUAACUGCUUUGUUACCAGUUAUCGAAAGCUUUUCAUUUUCUGCAGAAAUACGAAAACAGACAUCUGGUUUGGCUAGUCCACAACUAGUUUUUAGUCAUUGGGAGGUAAUAAAUAUUAAAAAUGAUGAUUGUUAAUAGAACUUUUUGUAUGAAUUAUUUUUAAUAUUUU
This is a messenger RNA of Myzus persicae (green peach aphid), 1497 nucleotides long. RefSeq names its product elongation factor-like GTPase 1. The record is from RefSeq and is a predicted model, not a curated record. Gene Ontology annotation, molecular function: GTPase activity; ribosome binding. Gene Ontology annotation, biological process: cytosolic ribosome assembly. Gene Ontology annotation, cellular component: cytosol; ribonucleoprotein complex. The transcript is spliced from 6 exons. Lineage: Eukaryota; Metazoa; Arthropoda; Insecta; Hemiptera; Aphididae. Bases 429 to 1463 code for a protein of 344 amino acids.